GAAGAACGACCAGUCGAAUACGGCCAAAGUGACUCCUUGGCGGCGCUAUUAGAAUUUAUCUCUAACACUGACGUGAUAGAUAGUACAGUGUAAACGUCUGAUUGCAAAAUUGAAAUCAUUAAGGUAUACUUUUCUCGAUUAAAUGACAGAUAACUAUGUAGACAUCCUGUAUCGAUGGAUUUAUCAACAACAGCAUAAUGAGGAUAGAUCAAAGUGCAGACUACAAAUCUUAGACAGUAAAAGGCCAUCUUCAUCCUUGUAGUUGUCAAAAUAAACUUUCAAAAUGUCGAAGAAAGGUUUAUUCUCACUGAUUAUUGGACUAUGUGUUGGGUUUUGCUCAGUUUUUGUUUAUGAACGUUUCUUGGAUAUUGUAAAUCAGAUGAAUCGGAUUUCCUCCAUUACUUCUAAUUAUAAUUCCAAACGACCAUCUGGCAUUCAUAAUAUUGGUUACCCUACAAAGCAGAAUGUUCUUUCUAUUGAUUAUUCCAUUGAUGGAACCAGCUACUUCUUUCAGACCAGCGAUCAUAAUGAUAAGCCUGAUAAUGGCCUCAGUGAAUUAGGAAUGCCAGAGUUGGAUCCAGAAUUAGAUACCUCGUUUGUAAAUUAUUUAAAAAGAAAUGAUUUUGACCCACGAUUAAAUGCAAGUGCAUUAAAUUCCAAAAUUCGGGUUUUCUGUUUUUCCAUCACGCCGCAGAAUCAACUCCACUCUGCCGAGAACCAGCAGAAAACUUGGGGAAAGCAUUGCGAUAAAUUUGUGAUUUUAAGUUCCAGAAAAAUAAGCAAGGGUGACAUAAUAGGGAUUGAUCUAGCUGAUGGGGCAAAUCACGCAUGGAGCCGGUUAAAGUCCAGUCUUCAAUGGAUUAUGGGACAAGAAAUCAACAAUUAUGAUUGGAUUGUUAAAGUGGAAUACGAUACAUAUCUUGUUGUAGAGAACUUAAAAUACAUGCUUAUCUUACACAGUACUAGUAUUAAAAGUUAUGUAGGCCAAGUUUUUAGCGGUAAAAAGGAUAGAGGUUCGACGAUAGCAUUAAGUCGGGCAGGCAUAAAGAAAUUAAGCCCAGUUAUUAAGAAUUGCGGCCCAGAGAGUGGUGGUAAAAUUGAUGAUAUGGAAUUACAAAAUUGCUUUAACCAGGUGAAUGUAUAUCGGCAAGAAGACGGACGGGAUUAUACCGGUGAAAAUCGUUUUCAGUUGCUGAUACCAAACCAUGAGGUACCAGUAACCAGUGCAAAGUUUGUUGUGUGGUAUUGGAGGUUCAUCAAGCAACCAAGUCACAAGCUUCCUGAAUGCUGUUCUGAAUACGCUGUCUCUUACAUGUAUGCAUCACCCAACAACAUGUACCUAUUGGAAUAUAUGGUGUACCACAUGAGACCAUAUGGCAUCGGUUACUACAACUGCCCAGCUACUAACAAUGUAUUAUGAAAGUCUUUAAAAAAAAAUAUCUGUUAGCUCCUUUUGAGGCCAUGGCAUUGGUUAAGGCUGGUUUCUAUAAAGUUCUCUAAUUCAGUGGUGUAGCAAUUUUAUGGAAACUCUAUACAACAAAUAUUUUUACUGUAAAAGUAUUAUAACACAUUCUUCAUAUGAAACCACCAGAGCCACCAUAAGUUCACUUGUGUAAAUGUCUUUCGAAGUGCCUGAAUUACAUUAACAAAGCUAAAAGUGAUUUCCUGAAUUUUACUUUAUUGUCUAUAAUGUUAAUACUAACUAUUGAAAAUUUUUUUCUGGCAAAAGUCGAACCUUAAGCCCCUUACUAUAAGCAUGGAGGUAUUAUUGAGAAGGAGAUCACUCGAAAAAGCUAGGUGCACGCAGCGCUAUGCAAAUGAACCAAGUUCAAAGCUGCCGCAGCGCAUGAAGUACGUUUGCGCGAUGCCUUGGAAGUC
Molecule: messenger RNA, 1878 nt
Organism: Anneissia japonica
Lineage: Eukaryota; Metazoa; Echinodermata; Crinoidea; Comatulida; Comatulidae
Product: glycoprotein-N-acetylgalactosamine 3-beta-galactosyltransferase 1-like
Exons: 3
Coding region: 284-1420 (378 amino acids)
Molecular function (GO): N-acetylgalactosaminide beta-1,3-galactosyltransferase activity
Source: RefSeq, a predicted model, not a curated record